Molecule: messenger RNA, 153 nt
Organism: Dentiscutata erythropus
Lineage: Eukaryota; Fungi; Glomeromycota; Glomeromycetes; Diversisporales; Gigasporaceae
Source: the annotation of a GenBank genome assembly
CCGAAAACUUAAGAAAAAAGCUUUUAGGUGGAUGGGAAGGAAAUAAUUAUAGAAAUUAUCAUCCAGAAGCCAUUUAUAGAAGCAGACCUUUAAAUUCUAUAAUUGAACAAUUUAAGUUAAUGUUGAUUGGUUGCAAAGAACGAGUUACAGAAG